AACGACCCGCAACAUCUCUCCGGCCUCGUCCGCCGGAUCUUGUAUCAGUUCAUUGGCCCAAAUUGAGGGCCCGUCAUGCUUGUCGUGCAUACUCGAGUUUGUUCGUGUUCAUGUACAUGCACUUGCCCUUCUCCCCACGCUACGUUAUUCAUGCCGUCGGCUCUGCCUCACAAUUUACACCUUUACCUUUCAUCAUCACAUUGCAACUUGGUCUGCUAUUAUCUUGCCGCAACUUCACCCCUUAUCACCAUAUACGUAUCUACAUUUAUACAGAUUGAUCGACUUAUUUCCAAGUAGGUGCAUACUUUCUGCAAUCAUAUGUGCUCGAGGGCAGUAGUACUCCGCUUGCAUCUUGCUCGAGAAACUCGGCCCAGCAGUCUUCAGCAUAUGUUUGCAUGAAAAGUGGAUGACUUUUCCGUAGGCCACUUAAUUUGGAACAGAAAUCUGUUCCAGAUCCCAG
This is a messenger RNA of Laetiporus sulphureus 93-53, 460 nucleotides long. RefSeq lists its product as uncharacterized. The record is from RefSeq and is a predicted model, not a curated record. The coding region runs from base 111 to 278 and encodes 55 amino acids. The transcript has a single exon. NCBI's taxonomy places the organism in Eukaryota, Fungi, Basidiomycota, Agaricomycetes, Polyporales, Laetiporaceae.